AUGGCCCCGACACGCAACAAGGCAAACAAGACUACCAACAAGAAGACUGCCAGCAUGAAGGUCAACAAGAAGAUCGCCAAAGCCCCCCAUCCUCCUGUCGAUCUCGACAAGCUUUUCCCGCCCUGGGGCUCCGAAGAGGCCUUGAACCAGACGGCAAAUAAGGAAGCUACUGAUAUCACCCUAGCCGUGUACCACGACAUCAACGCCUACUGUGAGCUUGAGAGACUUGCGGGAGAGAAAGUUUAUGGUUGUCCAGAGACGUUCUCCAACCUGCGUGCCUUUACGGAAAGAUUUGUGGAGCGGGAAAUCGGCGACUACAUGUCCUGCGUGAAAUCCUUCAAGGCGGAACAUGGUGAGCUCCAACCCGUCACACCUAACAGCAGAUUCUUAGAGUUCGUUACUGCACUCGGAUGGAAGAUGUUUGCUAUCUGUUCUCAUGCCGAAUCAUUCCGGCGAGGUAUCAAAGAAGCCGACGAUAGAGCCUGGGGCUGCCUGCUCCAGAAGAUUCACGAAAACUCCCUGAGUAUUGAAAUUUACGCGCACAGCCGUACCCUGAAGUGGCGUAACAUUCUCUGGAUCCAUCAGAAUUACCCCAUUCCAGGCCUGCCAGAUAUGAAACCCGAACUCGAGACAUACAUGAACUGGAAAAUCGACCACCCUCACCACACAGUCAUCACGCUCGACGGUAAGCUGAAGGAGCCUACCUACAACGGUCAGUUACAGAAGCACAUUAACGAGAGUAUCUAUGAUCCCAAGAUGUGGAAUGGUCGGAAACAGGACCCGACGCUUCGCCAGAAGCCCAAUGGCACUCCGACCAACGUUGGACACGAAUGUGUUCUAUGUGGCAGCCUUGUUUCUUGUGAUUGCCGCUUGGAAAGUCGGGCAGGAGAACUGGUUGAGCUGAGAGAAUACCGCGGGACUGGUACUGGUAUUCGAUCGCUGACGAGAUUCCGGCGUGGUGAUAUUCUCGAUAUAUUCAUGGGUGAGCUCCUUCCUGAUAUCGUAGAGAAGGUCUAUCCUCUGACGCAAAACGAUGACAAACCUAAUACAACUACUGCUACAGUUCGCAAUUUGUGUACAAUUUGCCCCCACCAGUUUGGCAACUGGACCCGUUUUAUCAGUCACUCGUGCCGGCCCUCAACGCAGUUCAUGGCUCGUACCAUUGGAGACCGAGUUGUGUGCACAGUUGAGGCCAUUCGUGAUAUUCUGCCAUUUGAAGAGGUCACCGUUGGUGUUAUCUCAAGACACCAGAAUGAUCGAGCAACAUAUGUCUCUUUAGACGCAAGAAGUAAUGCUCUCGCUCGGGGACUGGGAUCAGUGGGUGUUGGGAAGGGCGAGCGGGUUGGAGUCAUGCUUGGGAACUCGAUGGAAUACGCUGUGGCAACAUACGCGUUAUUCAAACUUGGUGCCGUUUUGGUUCCGCUCAAUCCGUCUUUCAAUACUGCACAAGUGAUUGCAGCCCUGGGCCACCUACAAUCCAGUCAUCUUUUAAUCAGCACAGAGUCCAAUUUGCCCCGGAAAAAACCACGCAGCAAUGUUCCCUUGCUCGAUGACCUUGUUGAAGACCUCCAUAAGUCAAACUUGGAGUCCGCAUUGGUCCCUUCUCUGAAGAAUAUCAUUAUGGUCGACAACUCCGAAGGUCGCGUGGAUAUAUCUUCCUAUCAAAGCUUGACACCAUAUGCGUCCAUUAUGUCCCAGCUUACUGCAGACGGCUACCCGCUUCCUCCUCGGGAUCUCUCGCCGGAUGAAACUGUGAAUAUCCAGUUCACGUCAGGAACCACAUCAAUGCCGAAGGCAGCAUGCCUCACCCAUCGCUCUAUCCUUAACAACGGCUCUCAGAUCGGCGAUCGCAUGCUCCUCACGCCGAAUGAUAUUGUCUGUUGCCCGCCGCCGCUGUUUCAUUGCUUCGGCGGUAUAUUAGGCUAUAUGGCGACAGCAACCCACGGCUCGGCCAUCGUCUUCCCCAGUGAGUCCUUCAAUGCUCGUGCUGCUCUAGAAGCAGUUCAAGAAGAGAAAUGUACCGCGCUGCACGGUGUACCGACAAUGUUCCUCGAAGAGCUGAGCAUGAUCGAGACGGGAGAAAUCUCAAGUGAAGGUUUCCAGCACCUUCGCACGGGCAUCGCUGCUGGAAGCAGUAUUCCGUCUGAGAUAAUGAAAAAAAUGCACAAGGUGCUGAAUCUGACUGAAUUGACAAUUUGUUAUGGAAUGACGGAAACAAGCCCCGUCUCGGCUAUGACAACGACAGACGAUCCCAUCGACAAGCGGAUCUACUCUGUCGGAAAGCUCAUGCCACAUGUCGAGGCAAAAAUUGUGGACCCGGUGGACAAGAAAGAAAUUCUGCCUAUAGAGAGACGGGGCGAGUUGGCAGUGAGUGGGUAUCUGCUAAUGAAGGAAUACUGGGCCGAUCCAGAAAAGACAGCGGAGGUGAUGAUUCCAGAUAACACUGGCAAGGUGUGGAUGCAUACUGGAGACGAAGCUUCUAUGUCACCAGAUGGAUAUAUCACUAUCACUGGACGGAUCAAAGAUCUGAUCAUCCGCGGCGGCGAGAAUAUACACCCCCUAGAGGUGGAGAAUUGUUUGCUAGCCAACGAUGGCGUUGCAGAUGUGUCGGUAGUCGGCGUCCCGGACGUGAGAUAUGGCGAGGCAGUGGCUGCUUUCGUUGUUCCUCGGGACCAUGGCUCAAAGACACUCACUGCUGAGGAUAUUCAGCAAUGGGUGCGUGAAAAGCUUAGCAACCACCUUAUUCCGAAGCAUGUCUUCUUUUUGGGCCCCUUGGAGCCUUUCCCCAAGACAGCAAGUGGAAAGAUUCAGAAGUUCAAGCUCAGGGAGAAGGCCAUUUCACUUUUGGCCAAAAGCGCUGCAUGA
Messenger RNA from Penicillium hordei, 2865 nucleotides. RefSeq lists its product as uncharacterized. Bases 1 to 2865 code for a protein of 954 amino acids. Gene Ontology annotation, molecular function: medium-chain fatty acid-CoA ligase activity; protein binding. Lineage: Eukaryota; Fungi; Ascomycota; Eurotiomycetes; Eurotiales; Aspergillaceae. Gene Ontology annotation, biological process: fatty acid metabolic process. The transcript is spliced from 6 exons. The record is from RefSeq and is a predicted model, not a curated record.